CAAACUUUGGGUUGAAAAGGUCAGUUACUCUUAGUGCGAAUAUGUAUUCGAACUUACCUCUCCAGUUUUAACUUCCUCCUCCCCCUCCAUCCUGCGUGAUUUGCCAUGGAAGAAUUUCCCUUACAAAAGGUAGCAAUAUCAGGUCCGACACUAGCCUCCAUGAUCCAACGGUUCUCCUCUUUCCCUGGGGACGUAGAUGGUUUCAUCUUCGGCCAUGUCACUCAAAUCACCACGCUCUCCGACGAUACAUCCUCCUCCGAUAAUUCCGCCUCCCAAAUCACCGCUACUAUCACCAGCUUCCUCUGCUCCGGCUCAACUCUCUCCUUCUAUGACGCAAUCGGCCGAAUCAACAUACCCAAAGUCCCCUCUCAUAACCAAAACCACCACCUCCUCGGCUGGUUCUCCGGCCGCCGCCAAUCCGCUCUCCGUCCAUCCAUGCGUGAAUUCUCUGUGACAAAUUCUCUCACGAAAAUCCCCCAAUUUAAGUUCUCAAUUAAAAACUCUUCAGAAACCCUAACUCCGUGCGUUUUUGUCCUCUUCACCACUCCCUUAACGGACCAGCUGAUCCACACGCACCAGCACAGCGCGUACCAAUUCAACACUUCGAAAAAAUCUUUCCAACCGAAGUCACUUGACGUUGUUAACAUUGGCCCUGCAUUUCGAGGGCAUUACGAUAAUUUCGUUCCGAACUGCGCGUUGCCGUUGAUGAAUUGCUCGGCGAUGGAUGAGGAUAGCAUGACUGCGAAGAAGGAAAGGGCGAGUGAUAAAAAACAAUUGGAUUUGUGUGCGGAAGGGUUUCAAAUUGAGAGGUUGAGACGGCUGAUGGGACCCGAGGCAGCGAAUUUUACAGAAUCUUUGGAGGAGUUGUAUGAGAAAAUGUUGGCUAAAGCUGAGAGUUUGGCUCGACUUGUUGAGUCCAGCUCCGCUAAGGUUUUAGAGCUGGAAAAUCACAAUAGGAAGUUGAGGUACAAGAUUUCUAGGUCUGCUGGAUUGGAGUAAUUGCUUGUUUGGUUCCUUAUUAUUUCUGGUUCAUUAUAAGAAUUUUUAUAACAGUAAAGUGCCCAAUCUUUAGUUGACUGUUAGGCAGUCGGAAUAUUCAAAGUGGUUCGGUAAAGAUGAAAGAUGCGGCUGGGAUUUGUAGACUGACUUCUGAGCUGAAGUUGGCACGUAUUCUGGAGCCGCUGACGAUAUUAGAAAUGACAGUUCGGAAUAUUUGGUGGCUCUGGGAAGACGAGGAUGUCUGGACAUUGCCUCUGUUUGGGUGCUUGUACACCUCCUACAUUGAUCAUAUCUAUCUUGUGUACUAUGUAUCUCUGUUGUUCUCCAUUUACUUUUCAGAAUUCUUGUACUCUAGAGACCCAGAGUGGUUUGUGUCAAAAGAAUGAAACUGGAUCCAAAUCAGAUGAUGUUAUUAUUACUUUAAUUUCAAGAGGCCUUUUGGGCACAGAUAUUUAAAGAUUAUUUGAAUAA
Messenger RNA from Mangifera indica (mango), 1470 nucleotides. RefSeq lists its product as uncharacterized. The record is from RefSeq and is a predicted model, not a curated record. Gene Ontology annotation, molecular function: polyubiquitin modification-dependent protein binding. Bases 106 to 999 code for a protein of 297 amino acids. Lineage: Eukaryota; Viridiplantae; Streptophyta; Magnoliopsida; Sapindales; Anacardiaceae. The transcript is spliced from 3 exons. Gene Ontology annotation, cellular component: nucleus.